Clunio marinus is the source of this 303-nucleotide messenger RNA. The record is from the annotation of a GenBank genome assembly. Lineage: Eukaryota; Metazoa; Arthropoda; Insecta; Diptera; Chironomidae.
AUGCAAAAACCAUCAGAAACGACUCAAUUGAAAUAUUUUCUUUCGUUGACCAAAACAAAUCCUACUGAAGUCAAGUUUUACUUGGACAAAGAAGGUCAUGCAUUAGCUUCAAAAUCUCAGAUAGGCAUUCUCUCUCGAUCCGUUUUCGUUAUCAUUUCGAUCAACGACAAAGUCAAAAAGAAAGAAAAAAAUCAUUUUGCUGCUGUUCACAAAAAAAAUUCUCCCAUAACUUUAUUUCACUUGAUGCAAUUAGCUUUAGAUAAAAUGUCGAAAAAAACUGAAAACUUUUCUAAAUUAUGUUGA